Molecule: messenger RNA, 708 nt
Organism: Kuraishia capsulata CBS 1993
Lineage: Eukaryota; Fungi; Ascomycota; Pichiomycetes; Pichiales; Pichiaceae
Exons: 1
Coding region: 1-708 (235 amino acids)
Source: RefSeq, a predicted model, not a curated record
AUGUCACAACCUGCAAAUGUCUCACAAAUACUCAGCAAAUACUCACCAUGUGACGUUUCGGAUGGAAUGGCCAAGCACGGGCUAGACGGGUCCCUGCCGAACCUACUCCAGUACUCGGGACCCGCCGCAACGGUUGCAGGACCAGCCUACACCGUGGAAUUUGCUCUCUUUGACGACCCGCGGCCGGAAGUCCAGUACAUUGACUCUGUUCAGAAAGGCUCUGUUCUUUGCAUUGGUCUCGACAAACGACUUCAAGUUUCACAUGCCCCGUAUACUCUGGUUAACAAUGCGUUAUAUGGAGGUCUCAUGUCAACCAGGGCCCGCUAUCUGGGCGCCGUGGGAACGGUUGUUUUCGGUCGAAUCAGGGAUGUGAAAGAACACAGAGAGCUUGAGUACCCGGUGUUUGCUUACGGAACUGGUACGGCGGCUCCAAGACCUGCUGUAAAACCCGUGGCAUUAAAUAAACCUUUAGAGGUGUAUGUGGAUGGAUUUCCAUCAGGCGCCUAUGCGACGAUCUCACCAGGAGAUACCAUUAUCGCCGAUGAAAACGGGGUGGUGAGACUUCCAGCAAGUCUACCACAGUCUACAGUUGAUCAGAUUCUGGAUUAUAUUCCUAGACGAGUUCGCGCAGACGAAUUGGUUGCACAGGACAUUCUAGCGGGUGUUGGAGCGAUAAGCGCCCAAAAAGAUAGGCGCAAAGGGCUGUAA